Manihot esculenta (cassava) is the source of this 3612-nucleotide messenger RNA. RefSeq lists its product as uncharacterized. Bases 427 to 3393 code for a protein of 988 amino acids. NCBI's taxonomy places the organism in Eukaryota, Viridiplantae, Streptophyta, Magnoliopsida, Malpighiales, Euphorbiaceae. The record is from RefSeq and is a predicted model, not a curated record. The transcript is spliced from 10 exons.
UGCCGAAUUCAUCGUGCUCAUUUGCCCCACAUAUUAUUCAGGACGCGGAUAUUCCUAGGCAGAGGACGAUAUUCAUUCGAAACGGCAGCGUGCCAGCCCUUGAACGCGAGCCUGAGCCUGUAAUCGGCCAGACAAUAGUUUGGUGUCCGAAAUGAAAUCCCGGUGGGUUGUUGACGGUUGCUUCUAGAACAAUUACACAAGAUAACACACGAUGUUAAUACAAAUAGAUAGUGUCAGAUCACUCAUUCGACCCUACAAAGCAGACGAACGCAGACAGAGAUAGAAAGAGAUAAAAUAAGACACCAAUCUUUCAUUGUCUCUCCAAUUGAAAAAAACAAAUAGAACCCUAGAUUUCUCCUUCAAAUCCCUAUUCCCCCUAUCUCUUUCUUAUAAUUUCGAGUUGACUCCUUAUCUAUCGAGCUCUCAAUGGCGUCCAUGGCUUCCACCUGCUCUCCGACCUCUCUCCAGCUUCGCUUGGCCGCCGUGAAAAGGAGCUGUAAGGGAUCUCCUGCAGUUCUGAUACAGACUCGGUUGAGGAAGCUGGAUCCUCACGUUCGUAUGCUAUGUACAGCUCAAAAUGGGUAUGGAGUGGAACGGCGGUCUGACAGGUGUCCCUGGAUUGCUUCAAGCUCUGCGACGGAUAAUUUGGCAGGGUGGUCUGAUUCGGAUGAUGAUGAUCAAUCUACCGAGUCCAAGUCACAGGGGAUGAAAUGGCUUCAAGGGAUUGUGGUAGCUGGAGUAGCUGGUGUCAUCCUAGUUGCAGGACUUACCUUCGCGGCAUUGUCUCUCAGUAAGCGGAGCACUUCAAGACCAAAACAACAGAUGGAAACAUUGACUACUCAACAGGAAGUUUCAUUGGGUUCUAAUGUGGAGGAUGAUACCAUUGAGAAGAAUAAAAGUGAGGAAAGCAGCGUGAAACAAGAUGAUAAUAAUCUGGAACAAGUUACAGGUAUAGAUAUGGAUCUUUCUUCCUCUUCAGAACUUUCUGAAGCACCCAUUGAAUAUAAACUCAAUGAUAGGAGUCAGACCCCAUUGGUAGACAGUGACAAUUACUUGAUUAUUUCCCAUGAUACCAGUGAUAAUGCACCAAUUCAAGAGGAUUUGCAAUCUGAAUUAUUUUUUUAUGACAAGUCAGAUGCUUCUGCAGUGGUUUCCAGCUCAAUGAAUUUGCCUGAUUCUGAAAUUGCUGAUUAUAACCCAGCUGCAAGUAUACCUGAAUCAAUUUCUGAAAUUGAGCAAAAUUUGGUUAUUGGUGAACCUGCUAAUUUGUUGAAUACAGGACAUCCUUUGACUGCCCAUGAAGGGGAACUGCCUGGCUCAGAGUUAAAAGAGAAUCCUGAAGAUUCUUCUAAUUCCCCUGUUCACGAAUCGAGUGAGUCUGUGGAUGUGAGUAUUUCUAUCACUGCAACAAUGGAUGCUGUAAUAGAACCUGGAAUUGUUUCCAAAGAUGACAAGGAGACAGUAGCCUCUCUUCCAACUGCAGAAAAUCUUGACACAAGCAUCACAACUCAGGCCUCAACUGAGAGAAGUAGUUCAUCCCUGGAAGUGAAUUACUUAAAUGAAAGUGAAUCUUCUGGAACAGUUUCUUCUUCACCGUCAGCCUAUCCAUUUGAAAAAGAACAAGACACGGUUUCUAAUGGUAAGACAAUUGGAAGCAGAACAUCUUUCGUACCUCCACCCUUCAGCGGUUCCUUUGCUGGUAUACCUGCUCCAUCUGCAGUUUCUGAAGCUCUACAGGUUUCUCCUGGAAAGGUCUUGGUUCCUGCAAUUGUUGAUCAGGCUCAGGGACAAGCACUCGCUGCACUGCAAGUUCUGAAGGUUAUUGAGGCUGAUGUUCUACCCAGUGAUCUAUGUACCCGUCGUGAGUAUGCCCGUUGGUUGGUGGCUGCAAGCGGUGCUCUUUCAAGGAAUACGCUUUCGAAAGUAUAUCCUGCAAUGUAUAUAGAGAAUGCUACUGACCUAGCUUUUGAUGAUAUCACACCAGAUGACCCUGAUUUUUCAUCAAUUCAAGGUCUGGCUGAAGCAGGACUUAUCUCAAGCAGGCUUUCAAGUCAUGAUUUGCUUUCUUCCUCGGAUGAAGAACAAGGUCCAUUUUAUUUCUUCCCUGAAAGCCCUUUAUCGAGGCAGGAUCUUGUGAGCUGGAAGAUGGCCCUGGAGAAAAGACAACUUCCAGAAGCUGAUGGAAAGAUUUUGUACCAUCUUUCUGGUUUUAGAGAUAUUGAUAAAAUAAACCCAGAUGCAUGGCCUGCACUGAUAGCUGACUUAUCUGCAGGAGACCAAGGAAUAAUAUCACUUGCAUUUGGUUGCACAAGAUUAUUCCAGCCAGAUAAACCUGUUACAAAGGCCCAAGCCGCUGUAGCUCUUGCAACUGGUGAGGCUUCUGAAAUGGUUAAUGAGGAGCUUGCACGUAUUGAAGCAGAAUCCAUGGCAGAAAAUGUUGUGUCUGCACAUAAUGCUUUGGUAGCCCAAGUUGAGCAGGAUAUCAAUGCAAGUUACGAGAAGGAGCUUUCAAUGGAGAGGGAAAAAAUUAAUGCUGUGGAGAAAAUGGCUGAAGAUGCAAGGCUUGAAUUAGAAAAGAUAAGAGCCGAAAGGGAAGCAGAAAAUAUUGCCCUGAUGAAGGAGAGGGCUGCUAUUGAAGCAGAAAUGGAAGUCCUUUCGAGGAUAAGAAGUGAAGUGGAGGAACAGUUGCAAAGCCUUCUAAGUAGCAAGGCAGAGAUAUCAUAUGAAAAGGAAAGAAUUAGCAAACUUCAAAAAGAAGCAGAAAAUGAAAAGCAGGAUAUUUCCCGGCUACAGUAUGAGCUGGAGGUUGAGCGAAAAGCCUUGUCCAUGGCCAGGGCUUGGGCCGAGGACGAAGCAAAAAGAGCAAGGGAACAUGCAAAAGCCAUUGAAGAAGCUAGAGAUCGUUGGGAGAGGCAUGGCAUCAAAGUAGUUGUGGACAGUGAUCUUCGGGAAGAGAGUUCAGCUGAUGUCACAUGGGUUGCUGCUGCAAAGCAGUUCUCUGUUGAAGGAACUGUAAGCAGGGCUGAGAAAUUGACGGACAAGCUCAAGCUAAUGGCGGACAAUGUGAAAGGGAAAUCUAGGGAGGUGAUUCAUAAGAUUAUACAGAAAAUACUCACCUUAGUUUCACUGUUGAAGGAGUGGGCCUCAAAGGCAAGUACACAAGCGAAGGAACUUAAAGAUGCUGCUAUGUUGAAGGCAAAGGGAUCAAUACAAGAGUUGCAGCAAAACACAUCGGAAUUUAAUCUAGCCAUCAAAGAAAGGGCAAGAGGUUCAAUGCAAGGGUUGCAGCAAACCACUGCAGAAUUUAGUGUGGCUGUGAAGGAAGGCGCAAGGCGGUUUGCAGAAGAUUGCAGGGAAAACGUAGAGAAACUCACUCACAAGUUUAAAUCAUGAAUAUGUACCAUAUUGUAGCUUUUCCUAGGACACCAAUAAUAAAUUUUGCCAGCAAAUGCAAUGGCUGCUGAGAACUUAAUCCUCAUUGUAUUACUUUACCGAGCUUCCACCCUCGUUUUUGAAAAGUAAUUCACCAAGUUGGCUCUGAUCUCUGCCAAUACAGAGUGAACUGCAAAUUAUGUUAAGUUUCAGAUGAAAUUGAUUUAGUUUACAUGCUCA